Messenger RNA from Danaus chrysippus (African queen), 624 nucleotides. The record is from the annotation of a GenBank genome assembly. Lineage: Eukaryota; Metazoa; Arthropoda; Insecta; Lepidoptera; Nymphalidae.
AUGAACGAAAACGAAAUAGACAACUUGAAAAAUGAAUUGGAACAUGAAAAAACAUGCAGAGAGUCAGCUGUAUGGCAAAAUGGAGAAUUGGAAAAACAAAUAGUAUCUAUUCAAGAAGAUUUAAGAAAAACUGAUUAUCCGUGGGAUGGUGAUGGUGAUUUACAAAAAGAAAGUUAUAAACAUAAACAAUUAUUGGAAGCUAUCGAUAUAUUGAAGCAGCAACUGCCACUAUUGAAAGAAAAAAUUAGGGGCGCAAAAAUUUGUGGUCCAGAUUGUAAAUUGAAACAUGAUGAUCUAAACAUAAAUCUGGAUAUAUUGACUCCAGCAGAAUUACUGCGCACUGUUAAGCGUUUUGACAGACUUAAAACGGACUUAAUCAGUACUCUACGUAGCAAAGAAUGGCGUUUGGACUCGGAAUCAAAGCUCUUCGUUAGAGUUAACGACCAGAGGACAUAUCUACAAAAUGAAUUGAUGAUAUGUCAUAAUAAUAUAAUGCGCCUGCAGAAAAAUGGAAAUUAUUGGCAACAUGUCCCGCGCAAAAAUGACGAGAGAGUCAUAGAUCCCAAACGGGGACCGAUAAAGAAAAUAUUUGGUAACGAACGACUUCCGCCUAUAGUUACUUAA